Fundulus heteroclitus (mummichog) is the source of this 3242-nucleotide messenger RNA. RefSeq names its product AMP deaminase 2. The coding region runs from base 381 to 3203 and encodes 940 amino acids. Gene Ontology annotation, biological process: AMP metabolic process; IMP salvage. The record is from RefSeq and is a predicted model, not a curated record. Gene Ontology annotation, molecular function: AMP deaminase activity. The transcript is spliced from 18 exons. Gene Ontology annotation, cellular component: cytosol. NCBI's taxonomy places the organism in Eukaryota, Metazoa, Chordata, Actinopteri, Cyprinodontiformes, Fundulidae.
UGCUCUGCUGUGUUGCGUGUGUGCGGGUCGGCUGCCCGUCUCCCCUCACAAUUUUCCAGCUGGAAAGAGACACAGACCUCACCAGUCAGCCUCCACGCUAAGCCGGUCUCUGAGCUUAUCCUCUCUGUUCGGGUUUGUUUUCUUAAGCUUUGUUUUUAUCUCCUGCUGUUCAUCUCAAUCUCCUUUUUUUUUUUUUUUUGUUUCCCCUCCCUCCCCUUGGCUUAAAUAGGGGCAUUCUUAUGAUACCUAUUGGAUCUAACUUCUAAGUUUAGACACGUGGAAAAACUUUUGUCCUCCACUCACCUUGGCUCUGAGCUGCUGGGGUGCAGUUGGUCACCAGGAUUGCUGGCUGUCAUGCCAGCAGCACACCUUCUUCUGCAAUGGCCUCUUCUGUGGUUGGGUUUCACCACGGUGGCUACAGGAAGCUCUUUCCCUGGUUCCUAAGGCAACCAGGGAGGACGGUCCCACGCAAGAUCGGGGAAAGCCUCGGGCGGCCUCUCAGUGGGUCUCUGCGCCUCGCGCCCGCUGACCUGCUGCUCACUGAAAGGGGGAGGAGCCAACUUUGCAGUGGAGCCGUCGCCAGACCGGCGUGGAGCCUGCUACUCCGCUGCCCCACCACCAGACAGAGCUCCAGCGUCACAGCAGGUGCUCCCCUCUGCCGGUCAGCCCACGGCCCGGACUUGCUCUUCCCCGGUAGUAUCAGGAGCUCAGGCGUUAGGAUGUCAUCUUCCUCCUCCAGCAGCGACGGACAAGCCAAGGCUAAACCUAAAUCCCAGAUUCCCAAGAGAGGGAGCAACACCAGCCCCGACCUCUGUGCUGUGUCUGGACCCAAGACCCUCAAGCCCCAGAGAUCCCUCCCAGGGACGCCGGUUUCGCUUUCGCAGCUUCCAGUCGACCUGCGAACAUCCAUGGAGGAAAAGUACAAAGAGCUUGCUGAGGAGCUGUACUCGCGCAGCAUGGCGGAGAGCGAGAUGCGAAGUGCUCCCUACGAGUUUCCGGAGGACAGCCCUAUCGAGCAGCUGGAGGAACGACGGCACCGUCUGGAGAGGCAAAUCAGUCAGGACAUUAAGCUUGAGCCAGAGAUCUUACUGCGUGCCAAACAGGACUUCAUGAAAAUCGACAGUGCUGCAGACCUUGAGUUAAUGAGGGAGAAAAGUGUAUACGAGGUCGACAUGGGCUUUAAGGAGCGGCAGAUGCCGCUGGAAAGGGAAUACCAGCGGGUCUCAAUAUCCGGAGAAGAAAAAUGUGGGGUGCCGUUCACCGACCUGGUGGAUGCAGCCAAAUGUGUGGUGAAGGCGUUGAUCAUCCGGGAGAAAUACAUCUACCGCUCCAUGCAGACAUUUUGUAAGACCACAGCUCACGCCCUGCAGGACAUUGGGACGAGCUCUCCGGAUCUGCGCAUUUAUGAGGACACAGCAGAAACCCCUGUAGAUGCAGAUGCUCCUGUUCACCCACCCGUCUCAGAGACACACCCCUACGACAAUCAGGAUCCCAAGAAUAUGCCACCAGACACAGGAUAUGGUUGUAAAAUGGUUGAUGGAGUCAUACAUGUCUUCAACAAGAAAACAAACAUGGACAAAAGCACAGAACUCGACCUGCCGUAUCCGGACCUGAAGGAGUACUUGGCAGAUACAAAUGUAAUGAUGUCCCUCAUUAUCAACGGUCCAGUGAAAUCUUUUUGCUACCGCCGCCUGCAGUACCUGAGCUCCAAAUUUCAGAUGCACAUCCUUCUGAACGAGCUGAAGGAACUGGCUGCUCAAAAGAGGGUUCCUCACAGAGACUUCUACAACAUCAGAAAGGUGGACACACACAUACACGCGUCAUCCUGCAUGAACCAAAAGCAUCUUCUGCGAUUUAUCAAGAGAGCCAUGAAGAAAUACCCUGACGAGAUUGUCCACGUUGAGCGGGGACGCGGCCAGACCCUCCGGGACGUCUUUGAGACCAUGAACCUGACGGCGUACGACCUGAGCGUAGACACACUGGACAUGCACGCGGAUCGUAACACAUUUCAUCGGUUUGAUAAGUUCAACUCCAAAUACAACCCCAUUGGGGAGUCCAUCCUCAGGGAGAUCUUCAUCAAGACGGACAACUACGUGGAAGGAAAAUACUUUGCACACAUAGUUAAGGAGGUGAUGUAUGACUUGGAGGAGAGUAAAUACCAGAACUCUGAGUUACGGCUGUCCAUCUACGGUCGCUCCAGAGACGAAUGGGACAAGCUGGCGGAGUGGGCUGUCAAGCAUAGAGUGUACUCUGAUAAUGUGCGCUGGCUUAUCCAGGUGCCCCGUCUGUUUGACGUGUACCAAACAAAGAAGCAGCUGGUUAACUUCCAGGAGAUGUUGGAGAACAUCUUCAUGCCUCUGUUUGAGGCGACCAUAGAUCCCGGCAGUCACCCUGAGCUGCAUCUCUUCCUGGAGCAUGUUGUGGGCUUCGACAGCGUGGACGACGAGUCCAAACCUGAGCACCACAUCUUUAACCUGGACAGCCCACUGCCCGGUGACUGGACAAAUGAGGACAACCCGCCCUACUCCUACUACCUCUACUACACCUACGCCAACAUGACUGUGCUGAACCACCUGCGAAGGCGACGUGGCUUUAAUACUUUUGUCCUGCGACCUCACUGUGGCGAAGCGGGUCCGAUCCACCACCUGGUGUCAGGGUUCAUGUUGUCGGAGAAUAUUUCCCACGGACUGCUGCUCAGAAAGGCCCCCGUGCUCCAGUAUCUUUACUACUUGGCUCAAGUUGGCAUUGCCAUGUCCCCGCUGAGCAACAACAGCCUGUUCCUCAGCUACCACCGCAACCCGCUGAUGGAGUAUCUGUCCAGAGGUCUCAUGAUCUCUCUGUCCACCGAUGAUCCCCUGCAGUUCCACUUCACCAAGGAGCCACUGAUGGAAGAGUACAGCAUCGCAGCUCAGGUGUGGAAGCUGAGCUCAUGUGACAUGUGUGAGCUGGCAAGAAACAGCGUCCUGAUGAGUGGAUUUUCACACAAGGUCAAGAGCUACUGGCUAGGCCCCAGUUACUAUAAAGAAGGACCUGAGAGCAACGACAUCCGCCGCACCAACGUCCCCGACAUCCGCGUGGCCUACCGCUUCGAGACGCUCACCGAGGAGCUUAACCUCAUCACCCACGCCGUGCGCACAGACGAGCUGGACAGCAUCGACGAGGAGGACACGCUAACCAUGGGUCCCGUCUCGGGCGGGCGCUGAAACAACAGCCUCCGCGCCCCAAUCGCACCUCUUUCCGCC